AUGGAGCAUUGUCGUUGUGAUGGGGCUUCUCAUUUCAUUCGCCGGUCUUCAUGCGCAAGAGUAUAUUGGGAGGAGAAUGCUAAUUGCAAAGGAGAAGCGCCAGGCAAAGAGGAUGAGAAAGAUGAACAGCUCAUCAAGCCUGAUUACCAACAAUAAUCUGGCUGGGGCAAACUCGCAUAAUGGUGUUCGUGGCAGGGACUACUUUGAAAGUCCGGAGUUCCACGAUGGAAAUAGCCCAGCAACACUCAACUACGGGGGCAGGGAAGUGCGCGAUACCAAGAGACGCCGCGCACCAGCCAUGAGUGGCUCUCUGGAUGACUAUGAGGAUGAGAACCUCAUCGCGUAAAGCCAUCUGUGCAGCCCCAGUCUAUUCAGUUGAUAUACAUGUACAACGUAUCUCCAAGCAAGAAGACACACAUAAUACAUAGUCUUUAUUCAACUAUUUUAUCUCUUAUCAGCACUCUAUGACAACAGCCAAUUGCCUUCGUUCAGAAAAUGUGCAACAU
Messenger RNA from Sycon ciliatum, 506 nucleotides. RefSeq lists its product as uncharacterized. The record is from RefSeq and is a predicted model, not a curated record. The coding region runs from base 20 to 346 and encodes 108 amino acids. The transcript is spliced from 3 exons. NCBI's taxonomy places the organism in Eukaryota, Metazoa, Porifera, Calcarea, Leucosolenida, Sycettidae.